This is a messenger RNA of Drosophila novamexicana, 1276 nucleotides long. RefSeq names its product thioredoxin, mitochondrial. Gene Ontology annotation, molecular function: oxidoreductase activity, acting on a sulfur group of donors, disulfide as acceptor. The record is from RefSeq and is a predicted model, not a curated record. The transcript is spliced from 2 exons. NCBI's taxonomy places the organism in Eukaryota, Metazoa, Arthropoda, Insecta, Diptera, Drosophilidae. Gene Ontology annotation, cellular component: cytoplasm. The coding region runs from base 180 to 665 and encodes 161 amino acids.
GCACAGACACCCGCUCCGCUGCGCCAUCGUACCUUAUAGAAAACAGCAGUGAAUAUUUGUACACAUUUAAUUAUCUUAUCGUCGCGUCUUCAGCACUUCUGACCACGUCCAGCACACGAAUCCGUUUACAAUCGACGCUAUAUUAGGAUUUCAGCUUGCACACGUAGCUGCCUACAACAAUGCUGAAAAUCGCAGCGGAAGGCAUCGCUCCACGUCUGGCGGCCUGUUGCCUUAUCAAUAGCAGCGCCCAGAGCAGCUGCCAGCGAGUGGCGCCACAGGCGGCAAAAGCCACACAGAAAUGCCUCUCACAAUCCCACAUGCUCCACAAGAAGCUGGUGAUCAAGGAUCACUACGAUUUCGAUCAGAAGGUCAUAAACAGCGACAAUCCGGUAAUUGUGAACUUUCAUGCGGAAUGGUGCGAUCCCUGCAAAAUACUCACGCCCAAAAUGCUGGAGCUAUUGGAGAAUUCGAAUGAAAUCGAUUUGGCGAUCAUCGAUGUGGAGGCCAAUCUGGAUUUGGUGGAAACGUUUGAGGUUAAGGCCGUGCCCGCCGUGCUGGCCUUUCGCAACGGCGUCGUCGUGGACAAGUUCAUCGGCCUGGUGGAUGCCAACAGCAUAGAGACCCUCAUCGACAAGCUCAAGCGCAAGCAGCAGCAGAAUCAGUAGCUUCAACUGCAGCAGCAGCAGGAGGAGAAGUAGCAGUAGCAGCAGGAGGAGGAGGGGGAGAAAUAGCAGUAGCUCCUCUUGCUUAGAUAUUAUUGUAUUUUGCGGCCUUAAGAAUUUAAUUGGUGCACGGCACAGCGGGUGACGGCGGGGCGGGAAAAUUAUGAUUACGAUAAUAAUUGAUUGAUUGAUUGAUAUAUAUGUAUAUCGCAAUAGGCCGUCAAGCAUAUUGCUCAGUAAACCUUGCGGCUCGCUUUCUCGAGUCACGGCCAGUCUGUAAGCUAUGGCAAUAACUAAACUCCUUAAUAAUACUAUAUAGUUAAAUGCGCAUUAGUUAGUUACUGCUACUUAGUUAGUAAGCUAACCAUCUAAUGUAAGACUUCAAAUUUCAACGCCUUAGUAUUGUGUGUGUGUUUCUUUUCUUUAAUAGUUGCUAGCAGAUUCUGUAUAUUUAUAUUAAUCAAAUGUCGUUAGCAAAGAAAUUAAAUUGUUAUUAAACAUAAACAAAUAUUGCAAUUGUAUGCCAAAUAACCAUAGAGCUUACGUAAUAACAGGCAGAAGGAAGCUUCUCCGACCCCAUAAAGUAUAUAUAUUCUUGAUCAGCACCAAUAGCC